GGCAGAGCUGACAGGACAACAGAUGGACAAAGUCAUGGACUGACCUACACUCACACACACACACACACACACACACACACACACACACACACACACACACACACACACACACACAGGACACUGUGCACACACAUAUGUCAUCCUUCCUCUCUCCUCUUACUCAUUACUUCAUCACUCUCCCUGUGAGCAUUUAUGCUUCACACUCUGCAUCCGGUGUCAUUCAGGCCUCACUCCUGUCCGCCCGUCUGUCUGUCCACCUGUCUGUCUCUCAGGAUGAAGACACCUCUCAGCCCCUCUCAGCUCCUGAAGAGGGGGCAGAUCUUUGCCUUCGGAGGGAUGUGUCAGGAGUUGAUGGACCCCCCAACACCUGCAACCAUCAGUCUCUCUGUCCAGCAGACUCCAUCCCCAGGUCAGGGUGGGGCCUAUUCGCUGUGUGAGGUGUGUAACCUGCAGCUGACAUCUGCUGCUCAGGCCCAGCUGCACUACAAUGGCAGGUCUCACCUCCGGAGAGUGAGACAGCUCCAGUCUAGAGAGACAGGACAACAAGCAGCAGCAGGGGCUCAGUCUAGGUCUCUUCCCCAGGCCACAGGGCUCAGCUCCCAGCCUGCAGGACUCACUCCGACCCCAGGCCUCAGUCCAAGCCUUAGCGCUUCAUCCAGCACGAUGGCAGGAGGUGGGUGUGGUGCAGUGGGCGGGGCAUUGCCAGGGCUAAUUGGUGCCAAUGGUCCCUCGGUGAUGAUGAAACCAUUCCUGUCGUUUCCUGUCGAGACGACAUCACCAGUCGGACUGUUCCCAAACUUCAACACGAUGGACCCGGUGCAGAAAGCCGUCAUCAACCACACCUUUGGCGUUACCUUUAUACCCAGGAAGAAACAGGUCAUCUCAUGCAACGUCUGCCAGCUGAGGUUUAACUCUGAUUCUCAGGCAGAAGCUCAUUACAGAGGCAGUCGUCAUGCCAAGAAGCUCAAGUCUCAGGAGAACAAGACCAAGGCCAAGCUGUCAAUCACUGGAGAGACCAAUGGGAGCAUCACAAGUCCUCUUUGCCCCGCCCCUCCUGUCUCAGCUAACAGAAGCAACGAUCAGCACACAGAUCUCUUAUCUAGCCCCAUGGACUCCUUUCCUCUUAAACCCUUCCUCCUCCCCUCCUGCUCCCCUCUCUCAUCCACCUCCCCCUCCUCUAGCAGACCAGGCAGUGAGCCUCCUCCCUCUAGUCCUCCCACCGCUCUCCCCGCCUCAGGCCUCUUCUCCUCUUCCUCCUCUUCCCCUUCUUCCCAAGCCUCUCCGCCUCCCCCUCCUCCAGCUCCUGUCACCUCCUCUUCAUCCCCUGCUGCUCCUCCUCCUCCUUCCCAGGCCUCUACCCAGAAUGCUCCUCUCUCAGUGGAGUCGGAGGAGGAAAAAGCGAAGAAACUGCUGUACUGCUCUCUGUGUAAAGUCGCCGUCAACUCUCUGUCUCAGUUGGAGGCUCAUAAUGCAGGCUCAAAGCACAAGACGAUGCUGGAGGCUCGGAGCGGUGCUGGGCCAAUCAAGGCCUACCCUCGAGCCGGAGCCAAGCUGAAGAACGGCAGCAGCUCUGCACUGAAGGGCUCCGGCCUGCAGAACAAAACUUUCCACUGCCAGAUCUGUGAUGUCCAUGUCAACUCUGAGAUCCAACUCAAACAGCACAUCUCCAGCAGGAGGCACAAGGACAGAGUGGCAGGAAAACCCAGCAAACCCAAAUACAGCCCUUAUAACAAACAGCAGCGCAGCUCACUUACUAAGGAAUUGGUGAAGCCCUCCCUCUCUCCCUCCUUCUUCUCAACUCCAUUUGCUCAUCCGCCCUCCUCUCUCUCCUCCUCCCCCCUCCUCACUCCCACCUCCUCACCCCUAACACCUACCAUCUCUCUCCAUCCUCGUCCUCCAACCUCCUCGUCCCUCUUCACCACCUCCUUCCUGCGUCCGGCUCCUGGACCAAUCAGAGCGAGCCAAGGAUCAAUCCUCUUCACACCCUACUGAUGGCAGCGUUGGCGGUGAGGAGUCGAACCGUUGACCUUUGACCUCAAGUUUGUUGGAGUGAGGGAAGAAGGGAUAUCAGCUCUGCCAUCAAGGCUGCAGGGAUUCAAACCUGCAACCUUCUCACUUGACUGAGGCUUCAAAAGGAAACUCGAAAGGACAGAACCUCCUCCUUCUGUCUGGAUCUUCUUCUCAGGUCUGAAACUUCACAGCUGACGCAACAGCAACCUGUGAUGAUUUUAUCCAAACCAGAAAGGAUCAGAGGCUGAAAGGCUCCCACACAUCCUUGAAAACGUUGGAUUUUUUUUUUACACAGUCAUGGAAAAGUCCUUUUUAGUAAGCAAUAAGUUGUCUUGGGAAAAAAAUCAGUAUGCCGCUUUUUUGUUGUCCUCAUUUGUCAUUUUGAUGCUCCAGAUUCAAAACAUCCAAAAGAAAGUAAAACGUUCAACUUGUGCAUGGAAAUAUACAGUAGAGAAUAUUUAUAUUUUUCUUUCUUUGACCUUUUUUUUACCAAAAAAGUACCCCAAAGUACAUCUUUGUGGCAGUCCAAAUGUACUGAAAAUAAAACUGGAGUUUGUUUUUAAUGUAUUUUGUUUUGACUAAGGUAACAAGGAUCAGAACCAGGAUUUGUGAGGAACCGGAAUUGACAAGCAGAAUUUAAAAAAUGUCUCAACGAUACCCAAAACCUAGACAAAAAGGCGGACAAGUUAGUCAGGUCUGGUUGGGUCGGGUCCUCAGAGUUUGGAGGAGGUUGUUUCUGUCUAAACAAAUCGCCUCUGAAAACAAGCUCUUCUUGCUCUUGCUGGAGGAGCUAACUAGCACCAACCUGAUGUCAGACAUCCUCCGUCAUGAACAAAUACUACUGCAGAUGUCUUCAUGUCAUAUUAACACUGGACUGAUGCCUCAGGUGUCCUCCCUCAGACGUCCCUGCACUCAUGUUCAACUCGUUCCUAACGUACAGCAGAAAAAUAAAUUAAAAGAUAAGGCAGGCAUUUUUCUAAAUUGUUCUUAUUGUUGACAAAUCCCAUGAAAAGACCAAACCCAA
Sander lucioperca (pikeperch) is the source of this 3034-nucleotide messenger RNA. It is a transcript of the gene znf385b, whose product is annotated as zinc finger protein 385B. Bases 193 to 1992 code for a protein of 599 amino acids. The record is from RefSeq and is a predicted model, not a curated record. Gene Ontology annotation, molecular function: zinc ion binding; nucleic acid binding. Gene Ontology annotation, cellular component: nucleus. The transcript is spliced from 11 exons. NCBI's taxonomy places the organism in Eukaryota, Metazoa, Chordata, Actinopteri, Perciformes, Percidae.